This is a messenger RNA of Phascolarctos cinereus (koala), 1394 nucleotides long. It is a transcript of the gene BCCIP, whose product is annotated as BRCA2 and CDKN1A interacting protein. Gene Ontology annotation, cellular component: nucleus. The record is from RefSeq and is a predicted model, not a curated record. Lineage: Eukaryota; Metazoa; Chordata; Mammalia; Diprotodontia; Phascolarctidae.
AAGCCCCAACCCGGAAGCAGCUGCGCAGGCGCAGUGGGAGCGGGGCAGCAUGGCGUCCCAGGCCAAGAAGCGCGCCCUGGGCAGUCGGCACCCGCGGCCUCCGGGAGCUGGGGCCGACGAGGAGCGCGAGGAGACGGCGGAGGACACCGACGAGAGCGGCGACGAGAGCAGUGGCAGUGACGAGGAGGACGAAGAAGACGAGCUUGUCAACCAGGAAGUGAAUGUUGAAUUUGAAGCUCAUUCUAUCUCGAGUGAUGACUUUGACGGAAUAAAGAAAUUACUGCAACAGCUUUUCCUGAAGGCUGCUGUGAAUAUUGUGGAGCUCACCAAUCUCUUAAUUCAGCAGAACUACAUUGGGAGCGUCAUUAAGCAAACAGAUGUUCCAGAAGAAAGUGAUGAAGAGGAUGGUGAAGAAGAGGAGAUUUUUGGUUUCAUAAGCCUCUUGAAUUUAACAGAAAGAAAGGGCACCGAAUGUGCUGAACAAAAAGAGUUGAUUCUGAGCCUCUGUGAGAAGGAUAUGGUUGAACAGCUGCAUAAGCUCUUCAGUGAUCCCACUAAGCCUGUGGGCCUCCUGCUAAGUGAAAGAUUCCUCAACGUCCCACCCCAGAUCGCUCUGCCCAUGCACCAGCAGCUCCAGAAGGAGCUUGCGGAGUCGCGCCAGGCCAAUCAGCCGUGUGGCAAGUGCUACUAUUACCUUAUGAUCAGUAAGACGUUCCAGGAGGCCUCGAGGAAUUCCAGAAACAAAGGGAACGCGCCACAGAAAGAAGAACUGAUGUUUGCCAACGCAGAGGAGGAGUUUUUCUAUGAGAAAGCGCUCCUCAAAUUCAGCUACUCGGUGCAGGAGGAGAGUGACCUGGCUUUGGGAGGCAGGUGGUCUUUUGAUGACUUGCCCAUGAAGCCCCUGCGGACGGUGAUGGUCAUUCCAGCGAGCAAGAUGAGUGCGGUCAUGGAGACACUGAAGGAGUACCUAUCCAUCUAACCUACUUUCUGUGGACAGCGAGUGGCUUGUUUGCACAAGGCUUUCUGAUAAACUCAUUGGAGAUGUAAUGGUUUUUGAAAACAACUCCUGGUGUGUGUAAUGCCAUAUAUAACGGAUGGCUCAGUCACCGUGGCCUUAAUAGGUUUUUUAAUUUUUUCAUUUUGGUCAAAUGUACCUUGGACUUAUGAAUCAUUCAUUAAAAGCCCAUUACUUCAAAAGAAAACCGAACACAUGGGUUAGGAAUUUUAAAAACUGAGCAGCAACUGUGUAUUGUGGUUGCUUUAAUGAUGUACAGAAUGUGUUAUUUGUACAAAAUUAUCUUGGCUGGGCAAUUUGUCUUGCCUCCUGUUCAAUCUCUGUACAUCUUUCACGUUGACAAACCAUUACAAUGAUUAACUUUGGGCUGUUUAUUGCA